AGCACUAGCGAAACAAGAGUGGUGACUGGCGUUCACUUCACCUGCGCUGGCGUCAGUAUCACUCAGUGAACAGACCCUGACGAUUCCUUUCAGCCGCGCUUAAGUCCGUAUUUUUGUGAACGAUCAUCAACGUCACACAACAUAAUGUCACAAAGAAGGCUACUGGUUGGCGCCAUUGUGGCCAUCUCCCUCGCGUCGGUCGUCACCUGCGCGCAGAUCGAAGACCCUUGCAAGAUGAAGUCGCGCGUCGUCGGCGACGACAAAUACUGCGACAAGUACUGGGAGUGCGACAACGGCCAGUCUGUGCAGUACGACUGCCCUAACGGUUUAGUGUUCGCUGGGAAACAUAGGGGUGUGACUGAGGGCUGUGACUACCCGUGGAGGUCGAACUACUGCGAGUACCCUAAGGUUCAGAUAAAUCCCCCGAUCGGCACGGAGCAUUGCGACUGGUUGUACGGCAUCUUCGGGCACGAGACGUCGUGCACGCGUUACUGGACGUGCUGGAACGGGACGGCCACUGAACAGCUCUGCAUCGGCGGUCUGCUGUACAACGAGCACGCUCACUCUUGCGACUGGCCCGAGAACGUCGACGGAUGCCAGAAGCACCCUCUUUGCAAUGAAGACCCCAACGGCAACGUACCCCUCGGCAAAUCCUGCAACCGCUACUGGCAAUGCCAAGGGGGCUACCCGCGUCUGCAGCGCUGCCCGGCCAUGCUUGUGUUCGACCGCCGUUCACUGCGCUGUGUAGUACCCCCUACUGAGGAGUGUGAUGUUCCUACCACCACCCCGUCACCCCCAGAGGAUGAACCUAGAGAGAGACAGAACCAGCGACCGAACAACGAGUACCAGGAGCAAGCGCAGCAACGCCCCAACAGGCCCAGGAACUGAAGCUAGGGACUGACACAAAGUACGAGAAGACAAAUAAACUAGAACAGUUCAAACUGUCACCGCUAGAUGGUGCUAUUAUCAAUUUUAACUAAAAUUACGGUUAGGAACGAUAUUCUUUCAAUAUUUUUGGAUAGGAUAGGUUGGAUCAAACCGGCUAUUAGGUACCGAAUUUAGCGUUAGUACCUACAUUUUUUGUAUGGGUUUAUGGACUAGUUCCUCAUUUGAACAGUGGUAAAAUUCGCUUUAAAAAUUUUUAGAAAAAAAGAAGAAGUUACGUUUGUAAACGACACUGGUGUCGUGCUUAGAGAAUGAUCGCUUGCUGUGUUCUACUAACGCGAUCACUCGUUAUCCACAUAUUUUAUAUUUUUAUAUUUAUUGUUCAUAAUGAAUAUUUUUGAACUGUGACAAAUCUAAAACCUGAAUACUGGUUUUUUGUCUUCUUGUAUUUUCUUAGAUUAUAAGAUCUCCCUUCUCUGUUCUUUACCAUUGUAUUCGGUCAGUGUGAAUUUUCCCACCAUAAAACUGAAAUUUUAGUCGCUAAGUGUGUUUGGAAGGUUUUGGUUUGUCAUUUUUAUUAUUUCUCAACAUCACAAUAUCAAUCAACAUGAAAUAGAGAUUUUGAUAAGAAAUUUAUUUCAUUAAAAAUAUCCAUUAAGAAUAUAUUAUUUUAGUCCUAACAAGGAUAAUUUAUAUAGGAUUUAAAUUCCUCAUACUAUGAAUCGUACCCCGAUUUUUCAGCGCCACCUAUUAAUACUAUCAUAACUACACUGAUGAUGCCUACAAAUUUAUUUUUUUCAAAAUGUGAAUUGACGAGAUUUCAUAAUAUUAUAUAAAAAAAAAAAAAUUGGAGACACCUUACACAGA
This is a messenger RNA of Leguminivora glycinivorella, 1752 nucleotides long. Its product is annotated as protein obstructor-E-like. Lineage: Eukaryota; Metazoa; Arthropoda; Insecta; Lepidoptera; Tortricidae. The record is from RefSeq and is a predicted model, not a curated record. The transcript is spliced from 6 exons. The coding region runs from base 145 to 888 and encodes 247 amino acids. Gene Ontology annotation, cellular component: extracellular region. Gene Ontology annotation, molecular function: chitin binding.